Messenger RNA from Adineta steineri, 1986 nucleotides. The record is from the annotation of a GenBank genome assembly. NCBI's taxonomy places the organism in Eukaryota, Metazoa, Rotifera, Eurotatoria, Adinetida, Adinetidae.
AUGUUGAUCCUGCGAUUGCUUAUAAUCUUGUUAGUAGGUUUUAGUACUAUUUUACAUGGUAGUCAUUUUCGUGGUGGUACAAUGACAUGGCGUCCAUGGAAUAAUGUUCCAUCCGGCAAUGCAGUUACCAUUCAAGUGCGUGAAAGAUGGUCAUGGAAUCGUACUUUUAAUAGUUAUUAUAACUGUGAUGAUACGAAAAUAGCUGCACAUGGUAAUGUCGGACAGACAGGUAGCUAUUAUGUCACAUGUGUUGAUGGUAAUUGUGGUAACUGGACUAAAAUGGAUACAUUAGUAAACUGUACGGAUUAUAGUGCUGCACUUAUUGUUAGUUCUGGCGAACAUUAUGAAAAUCAAACAUUUCCACUAAAUACCGCAUUUAGUAUUGCUUUUAAUGCAAGUGCUUGGCUCAAUAAUCUUGUUGUUAAUGGCGGCCAGCCAUGGAGUGUUGUCUGUCGAAUCGACACUACUAUUAGACCCGAUGGUUACAUAAAUACCAGUCCUAUUGCUGUCAGUCUUCCUAUUAUUUACAAACAAAUUAAUAUUAAACAAUUACAUGUUGUUCAAAUGGCUGAUUAUGUUGACAAAACCGAUAUAUUACGAUGUCGAUGGUCGAGUUCAUCAGGUAAUAUUAACAAUGUCAAUGAAUGUAGUGGUGCAUGUAAUGGUGUUCCUAAUGUUUCUUAUUUUAAUGAGAGUACUUGCACAUUUGAGUUUAAGCUUACACUUGCUGGAGUGUAUGCCGCAGUAGCAUUACAAAUUGAAGAUUUUUAUAGUAGUUCAUCUACAACACCAAUGAGUUCUGUUCCAAUACAAUUUCUUUUCUAUGGUUAUACUUUAUCUUCCACUUUGAAUUGUACUAUUCCACCUGCUAUCAUUGGUAAUCUACCAAACCGAGCUUGUAUUGGUGUACCAAUCGGUUCCAAUGUUACUGAAUAUAUCAUUGUAGAAAUUUAUUGUCCUGGACAUGCUAUUGUUGAUUUAGUUAGUAGCGUUCCAACUGGUAUGACAAAGAGUACUAUUAUCCAUUCAAGUCCUAAUAUCUAUGAAAUCAUUCUCAGUUGGGCUCCCAUAGAAGCUCAGUAUGGCCCGCAGUCUCUCUGUGCUGGAGCUAUCGAUAAUAUACAACUCCAAUCUAAUCAAUGGUGUAUGACAUACUUAGUUGGCUUUGAAUCUCCUGCUAUUAUUCAACCAAUACUGGUUCAAGGUUCAGCUUCACCAAUUGGCACUGUCUUUCAAAAUCAAACCCUUUUCUCGAUUCAAACGACAAUGGCUGUAUAUCGUCCAACACUUAAUGGUACUUACAUUUAUUUCACGGAUGCGACUGCUAAUAAUACACUCGUUCAGAAAUUUGAUUGUGGUUGGGACCCUAAUGUCAUAUAUACAGGUUAUACAACUAUCAUUCGUUUUCCAGUUGCACCAUGGAUUCCUGGACAUUUUUAUUAUGUGACAUUUGAUAGUGGUGUUGCUAGUGGAACUGUAUAUUGUGGUCCUGAAUCUGCUCCGAUUACUGAUCCAACAUUUUGGGUAUUUAACAUUUGGGAUCCAGCUUUAUCAUCUACAACAACAACUACUACUACUCCACCAACAACUCAUACAGUUACAUCCUUAGGUACAACCACUACUUCGAUUAAUACUGCAUGCACAACAUCUGGCAUAGUGGCAAGUACUACGGCUGCUGUUACAACAACAACAACUAUAACUACUGGAAUUGCAACUACAGCUGGUCCAACAACAGCGGGUGCAACUACUGCAAGUGGAUCAGGUGAAACUACCGUUCCUGUCAUGUAUCCUCAAGAUUUCAUAAAUGCAUGUGCACAACCAGUAGCAAUUAUGACUAUGGUUAUCAUGGCUGCUAUGGUUCCUAUACAGGCUUUAGUAAUGUAUGCUGCUUUCACGAAGUUUUACAAUAUGUUUAAUCCAUUGGACAAAAGAGCACGGUUAAGACAUGCACAACGAUUGAGAAAUAUUAAUAUUACUCGACGUUGA